CCCAGGAAGCUGUGGCUGGGGCGCGAAGGUAUGGAUGAUUCGCGGACCCAGGAGACCAUGGGCGCCUCCAGGCUCUACACGCUGGUGCUGGUGCUGCAGCCUCAGCGAGUUCUGCUGGGCAUGAAGAAGAGGGGCUUUGGUGCUGGCCGCUGGAAUGGCUUCGGGGGCAAAGUGCAGGAAGGAGAGACCAUUGAGGACGGAGCUAAGAGGGAGCUGCAGGAAGAGAGUGGCCUGACAGUAGAUGCACUGCUCAAGGUGGGCCACAUCUCAUUUGAGUUUGUGGGUUCCGAGGAGCUGAUGGAUGUGCAUGUCUUCUCUACUGACCAUGUGCAUGGGACGCCCACAGAGAGUGACGAAAUGCGCCCUCAGUGGUUCCAACUGGACCAGAUUCCCUUUGCAGACAUGUGGCCUGAUGACAGCUACUGGUUCCCACUCCUGCUUCAGAAGAAGUAGUUCUGUGGGUACUUCAAGUUCCAGGAUCAGGACACCAUCCUUGACUACUCGCUUCGUGAGGUGAAUGAACUCUAAUACAGAGGUCUGGUGGGUUCCAGCCACACUCAGGUUGCUACACAGCCACAAGGUGUCAGUCCAAGCCUACCACAGGAAAGGCUGAUAUUUUCUGUUGCAGAGUGUUGGGGUUGGAAAUGUGAAAUGUCACUGAUACGAUACUAUGCUUGAUUACUUCAUCUCCUGUUUUGGAAGGUUGUAGCCCCUUAGGAACAAUGAGGGAACUGAGUCAGUCACUGGGAGUCAGAGAGAUGUGGGAUGGGCCCUAAGGUUUUAUAAUUAGGUCCCACUUUCUGUCUGCUCUCUGCUUCCUCAUGAUGUGGCCAGCCGUGUCAGUCUUACCACUGUGCCUUAUCUACCAUGAUGGACUGUAUCCCCUCGAUUGAUCCAUGAGCCAGAAUAAACCUUUGCUCCCCUAA
Cricetulus griseus (Chinese hamster) is the source of this 926-nucleotide messenger RNA. The record is from RefSeq and is a predicted model, not a curated record. NCBI's taxonomy places the organism in Eukaryota, Metazoa, Chordata, Mammalia, Rodentia, Cricetidae.